Fukomys damarensis (Damara mole-rat) is the source of this 1566-nucleotide messenger RNA. RefSeq names its product gasdermin C (gene Gsdmc). The record is from RefSeq and is a predicted model, not a curated record. Gene Ontology annotation, molecular function: phosphatidylserine binding; phosphatidylinositol-4-phosphate binding; phosphatidylinositol-4,5-bisphosphate binding. The transcript has 12 exons. NCBI's taxonomy places the organism in Eukaryota, Metazoa, Chordata, Mammalia, Rodentia, Bathyergidae. The coding region runs from base 1 to 1566 and encodes 521 amino acids. Gene Ontology annotation, biological process: pyroptotic inflammatory response; defense response to bacterium.
AUGUCCUCCAUAUUAGAGCGGGUUAGCAAGAGCAUGAUCAAAAAUCUUGGAGGCAAAGAUCUGACACCUGUCAAAUGUGUACUGGAUGCCACCAAAUUCCGUCAGUUUAGUAUAUUACGGAAGAAGACUUCAUUCUGGCCAUGGGGACAAUCUGAUGACAUUCCUGUGGAAUAUUCCCUCAUGGACAUCCUGGAACCAAGUUCUUCAUUCCCAGAAUGUGUCAGGUCUGGACCAUUUCACACCAAGGACUUUGAGACCAAGAAGCUGAAGGCUGAUGUGGGUGUCAACGCUGGUGCAGAAGUGAGAAUGUCAGGAGAGAUCGCUCAGUCCCAUAAAUCCAACCUUGAGAUUCAGAGUGUUAGUGUCCCAAAACCCAACCUGGAAAUGCUUCAAAACAGGAAACUGUUGGAGCCAGAGCCGUCAUUUUUGAGUGUUUGCCGAAGGAGAGGAGACAACCUAUAUGUGGUGACAGAAGCUGUUGAAUUGGCCAAAGAUACUGUUCUGUAUGACAACAGCAGUGUCAAUGUUUCUGGAAAAGUGUCUCUCCCGCAGGUCACUUAUGUCAAGGGUGAAUGCCAGGGAGAAGGUCAGAGAGUGAGAGAAAAAACAAUGACUGUCCCUCAAGGCACAGUGCUGGCCUACAGGAAGAAGCAGCUGGUCAUCAAGGACAAAAACUGCACCAUACUUAUAUUCGAUGACACAAAGCAGAAGACCUUUCAGAAUGAGCAACCUACAAGGCGUUAUACAGAGGAGAUACAGCUUUACGGGAGCAGUGGGCUAUUCACACUGGAGUUAAGUCCCAUCCUUCCAAUAGGUCAUUUUUUGAUUCUCUUUCUAGGAAGACUAGCAGAACCUUUUGGGCAAGAUUUCAGUCUUCUACAAGAGGAGGUUUCUGAGAAUUUGGUGGCAUUGGCCUGGGUCCCGAAAAACAUUCAGGAUGUCUUGUUCCACAGUAUCCUGGCCUUGCUGGGUGACAGAGAGAGUCUGAAGAACCUGAUGGACAUGAUGGAAUCGGACAACUUGGGUCAUCUGGAAGGCCCUGGUGGCAAGAUCCUGAAUGAACUCAGACAGGAAUCAAGCCCUCCCUGGGUGAACCUAGGGUACCUCAUUUUUUACCUCCUGGAAGUCUUACUAGAGCUGAGUGACACCCAGCUUGUUCUGCUGACCCAGGCUGUGGAGAAGAGAAUUUUGUCUCAGCAACAAGAGCUGGUAAGGAGCAUCCUAGAGCCAAACUUCAGGUACCCCUGGCACAUCCCCAUCACCCUCCCAGCCGAGCUCCUGGCCCUGCUGCAGGAAGAGGACAUGCAAAUCACCUAUGCCCUCCUGGAGGAGUGUGGCCUAAAGAUGGAGCUGAGGAGCCCCCGGUCAACCUGGCAUCUGGACGCCAAGAAGCCCUUGUCUGCGCUGUAUGCGGCCCUGUCGAUGCUGCUGCAGCUGGCUGAGGCAUCAGUUAUCCCUGGUGGGCAGCCAGUCCAGGGCGGCCUGGCCCACCCCAGCCUGGGCCGUGAGAGCCCUCAGCAGACCUGGGAGAUCGCACCGUUCCCCUCUGCUCCCCAGGACGAGUAG